CUGCCAUGAGCUCAGACGACGACCAGGACAUCGCUGCCCUCGAAGCUGCACUCGCCCGCGCUCACGCCAAGAAGCAGCGCAAGCUCGACCAAGAGCAGCGCCGACGCGACAGCGGGCCCCAGGAGCUCGUCCCCGGCACUCCCUCGCCUCGCAAGAAGCGCCGCUCAGACGCCGCCGACCUCGCCUCCCUCUCGCGACCUGCACCGCCCGCCCUCUUCAACAACCCCGUUCUCGCACGUUCCUUCAACCCGAGCGACAAGCUCCAACUGCGCGAUGCUCCCAGGCGCGAGAGCCAGUUUGUCGACCACAUGUCGGCCGUCCCCAAAUCUUUCGCCGACGCCCUCGCCGAGCGCAAGACGCUCGACCGCGUCAAGCAGGAGCGCAAGGAGCGCCAGCUCGAGAACCGCGCGAGGCGAGGAGCGGCCGACCAGGGCGGCCCAGGCGGCUUCAGCGACCUGUCGAGCGCGAGCAAGGACGUCCUCCUGUCGGGCCGCACGGGCGACGUGCGCCUCAAGGAGAAGAAGUCGCGGCCCGAGGCGGGCGAUCGCGCGGCGUCGACCCGCUCGGCAACGGCGGCGAGCAGUUCGUCGACCUCGGCGCCGCCUCGCCCGUCUGCUCCUUCCGUCCCUGCCAUGUCGCGCCCCGCACCUCUCGGCACCUCCUCAACCGCCUCUUCCUCCCGUGCACCCGCACGCCCAGCGCCCUCGACCGCCGGUCCCGACGACGACGACCUCGCCAUCACCAACGGGCCGGCGAGGCGCACCCGGCGCAGGGACGGCACCUACAUCGAGACGGUCCAGAUGGGCUCGAGGGAGUUCAUCGCGCCGAGCGACGACCCGACGUGGGAGCGCGUCGAGCCGUACAGCGGGAUCCGUCUGCGCGAGCGCCUCCUCCCGCACGCCGACCUCGACAUGCUCCUCGACGGCCGGUACCACCUCACGCCGGCGCAGGUCUACAGCCUCGCGCGCAUCGACUCGCGCAAGCGCAUUGACCUCGACCCGGACGUCAUCGACUCGGACUUUGUCGUCAUCGGUGUCCUCGCGUGGAAGGACGAGGUGCGGUUCCUCAACUCGGGCGCCAUGGGCGGCAAGAAGCCGCCAGCGUCGGCGCAGGACAAGGGCAAGGGCAAGGGCGAGGGAGGGGACGGCGCGAGCGAGGACGACGACGUCGACAGCCUCGACGAGGACGAGCACGAGCUCGGGCGGGCGAUGGGCAAGGGCAAGGGCAAGGCGCGCCGGCAGCAGAAGAAGGACGACGACGACUCGCGCGACACCCUGUUCCGCCAGCCCAACAAGCGCCAGCGCCGCCAGCGCUACCUGCGCUUCGAGCUCGUCGACCUGUCGUCGACCCAGGCCUCGAGCGCCGCCGACGGCCGCCUCAGCGUCAUGCUCGUCCAGGCCGACUCGGAGGACAAGGCCGUCGACGACGAGGGCAACGAGGUGAGCGUGUACAAGGGCCAGAGCGGCGGCGCGUUCGAGAAGUUUUGGAAGGAGACGGCCGGCGCGGUCGUCGCCAUCGUCAACCCGACGUUCCUCCCGCACAACAAGGACUUCUCGUACACUCUCAAGCCGACCUCGGCCGACUCGAUGGUCGUCCUCGGGCGCGCCGACAACCUCGCGUUCUGCGAGGCGACAAAGGCCGAUGGCAAGCGGUGCGGGCAGUGGGUCGACGCGAGGAUGGGUCGGGUCUGCCAGUUUCACGUCGAGCGCGCCAUCAAGCGCACGGGCGUGCGUCGCGCCGAGACCAACGCCAACACGGGCUCGCUGUCGGCCAAGGGCACGUUCAACCAGGCCGCCUUUACGCGCUCGCUCGGCGGCUCGUCCUCGUCCGCCUCGUCUCGCCUCGGCAGCACCGGCCCCGUCGUCAAGCAGCGCCCGCUCUCGCCUCCUCCCGGCAUGCCCCGCAACGCCAAGGUCAUCGCCGGCUCGACGACCUACGUCACCACCGGCGGACGGUCCUCGGCCUCGUCGUCGCUCACCUCGGCGCGCGCCAACACGCUCCCGCUUGGUCGACCCGGCGGCGGCUUCAUCCCGGGCCUGCGCGAGGGCCCGUCGGUCAGCGACGAGAAGAAGCGCCGGCAGCGCCAGGUCAACGACGACAAGCGCGCGCGGCAGGAGCUGCGGGCGCUCGUCGGGAGGGACAAGGGCAAGACGCCCGGCGGCGAGUACCUCCUCAUGUCGAGGAAGAGGAAGCAGGACGCUGCCGGUGGGCAGGGCAGCAGCGGGGACGAGGACGGCGGCGGCGAGAGGCUCGAGGGCGACAGCGGCGGCGAGGGCGGCAAGAAGGACAAGAAGCCGGGCAUCUUUCGCCCCGAGGCCCUGCGCCGCAUCGGGUACAACCCGACCGUCAAGGCCGGCGACCUGCAGCGCGACGAGAGCGACGAGGCCAAGCGCCAUCGACUCGCCCUCGAGGACGGUCUCGGCGAGCGCAAGAUCAAGCUGUCGGCGCCCAAGGGCGCAAAGCGCACGGCCGUCUCGGCGCCAGCCGGUACCGAGCCUUUGGCAGCGGAAGGAGGCGACGACGACGACGACCUCGUCAUCGAGGGAGGGCCGACAGAGAGGGUCAAGCUCGUCUUCCCGCCGAAAAAGGCCGACUAG
Rhodotorula graminis WP1 is the source of this 2597-nucleotide messenger RNA. RefSeq lists its product as uncharacterized. The record is from RefSeq and is a predicted model, not a curated record. Lineage: Eukaryota; Fungi; Basidiomycota; Microbotryomycetes; Sporidiobolales; Sporidiobolaceae. The coding region runs from base 6 to 2597 and encodes 863 amino acids. The transcript has 9 exons. Gene Ontology annotation, molecular function: single-stranded DNA binding; DNA replication origin binding. Gene Ontology annotation, cellular component: replication fork protection complex; nucleus. Gene Ontology annotation, biological process: DNA replication; DNA replication initiation.